CAUAACACCUUUUAAAAAAAAAAAAAAAAAAAAAUUUUUUUUUUUUUAUAUUUACCGCGUAGAAGUCCGAAGAAUGUUCGUUGUGGUUCUCGUUUGACGUUGCCGAGCGACAUUAAUGUGGACAUAAAAAUCUCCCAAUAAUUGCAGUGCUUUAAUAUCAAUGAAUAUUUUGAUAAAUGCUAUGCUAGUAGAUAUAUAUGAUGAUCACAUAACAAACUGCUGCAUCCCUUCAAAUCUCAAAUAUUAGUCAUGUUUUCCUCAUAAGGUGAAUCUUGACACAUCUAGUUAGGUGACUGUCAUUGACGAUGAUAGACGCCCAAUCAUCCUUUUGCUAUGAUUUAAAAUAAGUUUAUCACAAGUAGACAUCUAAUCCAGUUGAAAUGGUAGGACUAGCAGCGAAUGAACGUUUGUUGCCAGGUCUUCCACUUGAAAUGAAUUGGACGUACACUGCCGUCAAUGGCAUCCAAUGCUUAAGUGUCUAAAAAUAAAAAAAAAGAGGAUUUGGGCAUCUGGAAUGUAAACAAUGAAUUCAGGAUGUCAAUAUUCUUUAAAAGUGUCUAUACUGAAUUUUUUUACGUUAUCUGAUUAGAAACGUAUUGCUACUCUGUUUUUCAUUUGAAUUCAUUUGAUUUCGCACUACACUAAACUGUGACGAUUGCUGCCAUUGAUGGCCCUUUAUUUUGUGUGGGAGGGGCGUCCUAACACUUUCGAUCGUUGUUUAUGGCAGGCAAUUAUGUUUGUGUUUUUUUUCCCUAGAUAAAUUUGGUAUUUUUCUCUUGGGGGAAAAAAGUGCUCCUGGUCAAAAGAUCAAGUGACGGAAAAAAAGCUGUUGGUGUUGUGAGCGGGCCCCACCCUGAGGUCCAAAGGUCGUGGGAGGGCCAGGCGCUCGCUCCACACUUGCCAGCUUUCGCCGGCGUCCCGACUUCUUUCGCCUUCCUCCUCUGCGCACCGAAGGACGGGGUCGAUCCAUUGAUUUACGUCAAAAUGGCACGGCGGUGGCAGACCGGAUGACGGCCCGAGAUUGGGGUUGCGGAACUUCCUGCACGUGAACGUCGAGUGACGGAGACGGCUCUGAACCCGCCUCCUGCCCUUUAAUAACCGACCGGCCGGGCCGGCCUCGACGUCGCGGAGAUGAGCUGGCUGAGCAGGUUGACGCCGCGCACCCCCGCUGCCCGCCCGGGUCGCGGCAGUGCCGCCCCCCAGGAAUCGCCCUCCUGCACCGCAGACCCCGAAACCUGCCUCAUGGUCUUUGAGAACCACUGGAGACAAGUUCGCCACGUGCUGGAGCGGAACGAGCCGUCGCGCUCCACCGACGACCUGAUCGCCGUGAGCAACCACGCCGACCAGAUGUUCUGCCUGCUGGCCGAGGAGCGGCCGCCCGCGAGCCAGGGCGAGGAGGACGCCGGCGACGGGCCCAUCCUGCAGCUGGUGGUCCGCGAGCAGGUGCUGGAGCACCUUCUGCUCUGGCACCUGCGACGCGGGCCCGACCCCGACAGCCUGGGGGGGCUGCUCAAGCUCUUCGAGAUGCUGAUCGGCCAAUCGCGGCAGGCCUUGCUGCGCCGCCCCGCCGUCCUGCACCCGCUGCUUAGGCUGGUGGGGGCGUGCGCCCACCCGGAGCGAGGCUGCCCACCCGCGCUGGAGAACAGCCUGGUGCUUCUUCUCAAUCAGGUGUGCGUGCGCACGGCCCGUCAGCCGCUGCUGCUGGAGACCUUGUUCCGGGCGGCUCCGGCGCAACAGGGUUCCACCAACCUGCUGAUCUUCUCGCUGCUGGUCCCCUUCAUCCACCGGGAGGGCGCCGUGGGGCAACAAGCCCGCGACGCCCUGCUGCUGGUCAUGGCCGCCUCCGCCGGCAACCGCGGCGUGGCGCGCUACAUCGCUCACAAUUCCUACUUCUGCCCGGUGCUGGCGACGGGUCUGAGCGCGCUCUACUCGUCGCUGCCCCGCAAGAUGGAGGUCCGCGGGGACGACUGGCACGCUCUGCGACGCGAGGACUGGAUGGGCGAAUCGUCGCUGGUGGUCUUCAUGAACUCGCUGGAGUUCUGCAACGCCGUGGUGCAGGUGGCCCACCCCGUGGUGCGCUCGCAGCUACUCGACUACCUGCACAACGGCUUCCUGGUCCCCGUGGUGGCGCCCGCCCUCUAUAAGUCGUCAGUGGACGAGAUGAUCGCCAGCACGGCCUACCUGGACCUGUUCCUGCGCAGCGUGAGCGAGACGGCGCUGCUCAAGACAUUCCUGCGCUUUAUCCUGCUGCAUCGCCUGGACAACGACUCCAUCCUGGACACGCUGCUCACGCGCAUCAGCAGCAACUCCAGGCUCUGCAUGGUGUCCCUAAGCCUCUUCCGGACUCUCCUGUCCUUCAACUGCGAGGACAUCAUGCUGCAGCUCGUCCUCAGGUACCUGCUGCCGUGCAGCCACGUCAUGCUGAGUCAGCGGCGCGCCAUCAGGGAGGCCGACACUUACGGGAAAUGCGCCCGCAAGUUCCUGUCCCUCAUCCCCGAGUGCUGCCGUGCCUCCGCGCCGCCGCGGGACGAGGAGACUGCCUUCAGGAGCAAAGCGACCCACAACGCGAGCGCCGACUCCACGCAGUCCAGACCCGGCACGCCGUCCCGCUUGGCGUUCUUCAUCCGCCAGCAGAGCGCCGGCGUCGGGGCUCCCUCUUCCCCCGCCGGCUCGGAGUCCGGCGAGUCGCUCUCCCCCGACAGCCCCGCUCGCCAGCCGCAGCCCGAAAUCCUGGCCUGGGAUUCGGGCUACCUGGACUACCUGAGGGACGCCCGGCGAGGCAUCGAGCUUUGCUCCUGGGCCUGUCGGGACUGGUCGGCGCCUUACGACGGCGAGGACCCCUCACCGGGCGCCGCCCCGCCUCCCCCUCCCGCGCGGCCCGAGCGCUCGGGCGGCCCGCAGAGGGCGGCGGCGGCGAGGACCGAGUGGAGCGGCUCGGAGCACGACAGCGGCGAGUGGGACGUCACCAUCGGACAAAACAACUGCAUCAGCCUGACGCCGCGCUCCAAGAAACGCGGCCUUCAGCGAGAAGAACUCUUCCCCAAAUCCGUCCCGCCGCAACUCUGCUCCGACCCUUUACCGACGAGCUCGCCGACCGACCCCGCCUCCCCGCCGGCCUUGCGCAACGGUACGGCGGGACCGGGUCAGGACAGAGAGCUGGAAGCCAAGAAAGCGAAGCGAGAACGGGACCACCGGGAGUUCUUGGACGAGAACUCAAAUCGGAACGGAAGCCCUAAAGACGCCGACGGAGCCACGCCGGCGCCCGUCGACGGCACGGUGGAGAGUCUGAUUCGGGAGCUUUUGGAGCAAUCUCCCGGCGACGCGCGGGACGACGGCGCGGAGGAACGCGGAACUCCGCCUUCGGACGAGGACGCGGAGGAGAAAAUGUCCGCCGAGGCCAAAGGGAAAGGAUCCGAAAUGGCCGUCUACAGUCCUGCCAAACCUCUCGUUCAGGGCUCGUGCCAGCCGUACACGGGCCCCCUGCUGGCGGUGCUGUUGGCCAAGUUGGAGAACAUGCCGCACAACUCGCUGUACGUCAACAUCCUUCUGACGGGCACGGUGGCGCGACUGGCGUGCUACCCUCAGCCGCUACUGCGCUCCUUCCUUCUCAACACCAAUAUGGUCUUCCAGCCCAGCGUCAAGUCUCUCAUCCAGGUCCUGGGCUCGGUGAAGAAUCGUAUCGAGGCCUUCGCCGCCUCCCACGAGGACUUUCCCGCCAUGCUGAGGAAAGCCCAGCAGUACCUGGUGGCGCGCGGGAAGCUGGAUUGGAGCGAAGGGCCCGGGGCCGUGCCGCCCCUCCGCCGCUCGGACUCGCUAGUCAAGAGUCGCAAGUCGUCCCUCAGCGACCUGCUCCUCCGCCACGCCAACAGCCCCGCCCGGACCCGCAGCGCCGCCCAAAUGGCCUUGGCCCACGUGCGGGUGGGCGGUCAGACGCUACACAGCGCCCUGUUCCGCGGCGGCGCGUCCAGUUUGGAGAAGCAGGCCGAGGCGCUACGCGUGAAAAACGCCGUCUACUGCGCCGUCAUCUUUUGCGAGUUUCUCAAAGAGCUGGCCGCCCUGGCUCAGGAGCACGCCGUGGCGCUACCCUUCGCUUGCGCGGACGCUGAAGAGUAGACGCCUGAGGAUCGAGCGCCGACGGGUAGACAUCAACCGGACCAGAGGUAGACGCCGAAGACUAGCCGGCGAGGAGCUCCGGCCCGGCAAGGGUUAGACAUCGAGAUGCCUAGAAAUAGGCGCGGAAGGGUGUAGAGCAGGGGUCUCCAAACUUUGGGCAGUCUGGGUCCUGGUUUUUGUUCCUACUGAUCCAAUGCAGACAGUUUGACCAAUAAGGUUUCUGCUAAAACAAGCAGCACCUGACUGUUAUCAACUGAUGACGCCUGUAAAUUAGGAGUGAGCCAUCUGAGGGACCGCACCAUUCCAUUCGAUUACGAUUUAGGCUGCUGCGAUUCAAUAAUUGAAUGAAUGAUGAUCACGGUAUCACGAUUAUUGAUGCAUCAUACAUUACUAAUUAAUAAAGUAGGCCAAAAAAAUUAUGUCCAUUAUUUAUUUAAAAUAUCCUAAUGAUUCAACAGGAACGAUGGAAACAUGCCCAUAUAACAAAAAGCUGCCCUUAAACCCUUUUUGUUACAAGAAAGUGCAAAAACAUGAACUAUUUUAAAGGUAGUACUGUACUUCUUUCUCAACAUGCCAAUACAACACUCAGCUGACCUUGAGUUGCUCUUUUUCACGAGAAUGUAAAAAAAAAUGAGCUGUUUCAAAGGCAGUACUUAUGUUUCUCAAAAAUACAAUAACAUUUACACAGGCGGAAUGAAUUCCACAUUUUCUGGAAACAAAGUAUCUUCAGAAAUAAGAAUUCUUUUAAGCAAUAUACUUUGUUUUCACAGAUUUUGUACUAUUUGUCAUGUUUGUAGUGUUUCCACUGUACUUAAUGUUGGUUUUAAAUGUUCUGCAUCUGGAAUAACUUUUGUACACCACCAAACAACGCACAACUUGACUUGGAAAUACAUGUUAGCUAAGUCACUAAUUAGCAUAGCGCUCAGCGCUAACUAGUAACACCUCAAAAACAACAACAAUAAAGGCUAAACAGUACAAGAGGGUUCGUGUACUCACCUCUUAUAGACGUACACGGCACUUGGCAACACGCUAGGGACAGUUUCCAAUUAACACGACUUGAACCUACUGCUGGACAACUAAAAGGCAAGGAGCAAUGAAUUAUCGCUCUUCCCCUCUCGCUCUAAAAAAUAACUUACGUGCCGAAGCGCAACCACCGUGUCCCUGACGGUCUCAUACACAAAUUAAUUUUCAAGUCUUUUGAAAAGGGAGUAAAUCUCUCUCUGUAACCUGCAGCAGCCAUCAUAACGUUGUGCGUGCGUCCGUUAAAGGUGUCCGUGCGGUAGACGUGUCUUGAAUUUCGUUCCGCUACUAGGGGCUGUCAUAAAGUUAUUAGGAAAAAUUAUCGUUUUUGAACAUUUAUGAAUUGUAAUCGAAUCGUGAUGCAUCUAAUAAUUUUUUUUUUUUUUUUGGCACACCCUUACUGUAAAUCAGAUUGGUGAAAAGGUGUCAUCUUGUUUUGUGGGAAUGAAAUCCUGCACCUACGUGGAACAGUUUGGAGACCCCUGGUUUAGAGUCCAAUUCAGAUGUUUAGACUAGGACUGGGCGAUAUUGCGUAACGGUCCAAACGAAUUGGAUGUGUCGUGCUGUCAAUGGCAGCCAAUGAGGUAACAAGGAAAAUGCAUCACGCAUUACCAUCAAGAGUACUGAAAAAUCAGUUUCCGGAUACAUUGAUACUUUUGCAGUCAAAUAUCGUACAUGACAAUUUAGUAUUGAUACUUUGACUAGGGUUGUCAAAAUAAUCCAAGAAUCAAUACAAUAAAAGUGUUGUAUCCAUAUAUGAAAUUUGAUUGCAAAAGUGUCAGUGCUCAGUUGUUUGUUUGCCAUUGACAGCGCCAGCUGUCCAAUCCAUUUCAAGUAGUGCUCCUCCCACUUCUUCAACUAGAUCAGACUGGUGCUAAUUAGCCAGAGGAAAAAGUGGCGGGCCAACGGACAAAGUCAAAAUGCACUUUGUUGCUGACGGUCCAAGUAUUUUCACCUGUCAUGUAUGCCAAACACUAACCUUUUUACUGUAUGUCCGUUGUUUUUAGGGCCUUUUAUUCUGAAAAGCUGCGUGCCAAGUGACUCGUUUCACUUUAUUUUUGGUUGUUAACUGACUUUACGUAUUUACUGACAUUUACCUUGAACAAAUCUGCUCCAGUUUGGAACGGUCCGCGACCGGUUUGAGCCAGUUAGCAAUGCUUUCAGACUUUUUUGGGGACCAGUUACGGCAGGGGUGUCAAACUUCGGAGGGCCGUUGUUUUCCAGCCCGUAGAAAUAUUCAACUCAUUUGGCUCCAGUUUUUGGAUAAAUGUAAAGGGAAAAUGUAAAUGUUCUUUUGUUUUUUUCAUUUUUGUUCUUAAUAGUAUUAGGGCUGUCAAACGAUUAAAAUUUUUAAUCAAGUUAAUCACAGCUUAAAAAUUAAUUAAUCGUAAUUCAUCGCAGUUCAAACCAUCUAUGAAAUAUGCCAUAUUUUUCUGUAAAUUAUUGUUGGAAUGGAAAGAUAAGACACAAGAUGGAUAUAUACAUUCAACAUACUGUACAUAAGUACUGUAUUUGUUUAUUAUAGCAAUAAAUCAACAAGAUGGCAUUAAUAUUAUUAACAUUCUGUUAAAGCCAUCCAUGGAUAGAAAGACUUGUAGUUCUUAAAAGAUAAAUGUUGGUACAAGUUAUAGAAAUUUUAUAGUAAAACCCCUCUUAAUGUUUUCGUUUUAAUAAAAUUUAUAAAAUUUUCAAUCAAAAAAUAAACUAGUAGGUCGCCAUUUUUGAUGUCAGUAAUUACACAAUUCUCAUGGUCAUAAAAUCAGUCGCACCCAAGCGCCAGCAGAGGGCGACAAAACUCCAAAAAACACAAGUAACAUGACUGCACAUGACCCUGUGCUGUCAUUUUAAUCUGUUUGAGAGGGGCGUGUGCGUUAAUUGCGUCAAAUAUUUUAACGUGAUUAAUUAAAAAAAUGAAUUACCGCCUGUUAACGCGAUAAUUUUGACAGCCCUAAUAUAUUUUUGUCCAUUUCCUUUUUUAAAAUGGGUGAGAAACUGUAUAUUAAUUUUUUAUUUUUAUUUUUUAAAGAAAAUGUAAAUAUUCUCGUUAUAUAUUUUUCGUUUUAAUCUUGCGACUUUUGAUUAAAAAAAAACAAAAACAAAAAAAAAAACAUUUUUUUUUGCUUAACUAGAACUAUCAAGAGUGGAUUAGUUGAUCAAAUCACUUUUUUAACCAGAGAAGGGUCAUCUGACCCUAAUAAGCAUAUCUUUUGUGAGCAUUGAGGUCCUCGUUACUCAUUCCCUUUCACACUCUCAAAACCACAGGGUUGAAUUGCUCCAAUUAGCAUCUUGAGUGUUUGCAGGACAGGGCUGCCUUGGCUUGUCGGACAGUGGACCGCACGGACAGGCAAUUGGGCGGACAACCUUUUUACAUAUUCCAAAAGCUGCAGUUAGCCUACACCUCCUUUUUAUACAAGGUACAGUGUAGCUAAUUUUUCAGACAGAGAGUGAUUGAGACAGUUGUUUCUUUGUGGUGUUUUCAUGUCGGACACUUCUUCUCAGUGAAUCCUCAGCAUAAAAAAGUGUUUUAUGUCUUCCUAACAUUUUGUCAAAUCGUAUGAGUUGAUCAAAAUUGAAAGCAGUCACUCAUCAUUAUUCAAUCAGGUGGAUGGUUUGAUGGGUUCAGAGGUGUAAAAGAGAAUGUUUUGUCAAAGCACAGACAGCAUCUCUGAAUUCAGGGGGAAUUAUACACCACCACCUCCCUUCUACACUUUGGUGCAUAUCAGCACUACAACUCACCCGUCUUUACUCUUUUUUUUUGCACUAUAAAUAUACACUAUAAAUAUCUCUACAGUUUCAUGUCUGGAUCAUUAUGUUUUAGUGUUUGGUAACUGCACAGUAUGCUUGUCUGACGUGAUCGAAUUGUCAACGAUUUGACAAAAUGGGGAAGAUAUCAGAGCACUUUUUUUUUGCUGGGGAUUUGUUGCAGAGGACUGUCUAACAUGACAGCAUUGAGAUAGAAUGUCUGUCUCAAUCUCUCAGAAUAUUUAGUUGCACUGUUUCUUGUAUGUAUGGAGCUCUAAUUGUCAUAUUGCUGAUGAUGCACAACCCAAGUCAUUUUUUGCACAAGAAAGCGUUAUUCAAUAAAGAAACGGAUGUGAAAAAGACAAAAACUACAGUGCUUUGCAAAAGUAUUCGGCCCCCUUGAACCUUGCAACCUUUCGCCACAUUUCAGGCUUCAAACAUAAAGAUAUCAAAUUUUAAAUUUUUGUCAAGAAUCAACAACAAGUGGGACACAAUCGUGAAGUGGAACAACAUUUAUUGGAUAAUUUCAACUUUUUUAACAAAUAACUGAAAAGUGGGGCGCGCAAUAUUAUUCGGCCCCCUUGCGUUAAUACUUUGUAGCGCCACCUUUUGCUCCAAUUACAGCUGCAAGUCGCUUGGGGUAUGUUUCUAUCAGUUUUGCACAUGGAGAGACAGACUGACAUUCUUGCCCAUUCUUCCUUGCAAAACAGCUCGAGCUCAGUGAGGUUGGAUGGAGAGUGUUUGUGAACAGCAGUCUUCAGCUCUUUCCACAGAUUCUCCAUUGGAUUCAGGUCUGGACUUUGACUUGGCCAUUCUAACACCUGGAUACGUUUAUUUUUGAACCAUUCCAUUGUAGAUUUGGCUUUGUUUUGGAUCAUUGUCCUGUUGGAAGAUAAAUCUCCGUCCCAGUCUCAGGUCUUGUGCAGGUUUUCUUCCAGAAUGUUCCUGUAUUUGGCUGCAUCCAUCUUCCCGUCAAUUUUAACCAUCUUCCCUUUCCCUGCUGAAGAAAAGCAGGCCCAAACCAUGAUGCUGCCACCACCAUGUUUGACAGUGGGGAUGGUGUGUUCAGGGUGAUGAGCUGUGUUGCUUUUACGCCAAACAUAUCGUUUUGCAUUGUGGCCAAAAAGUUCAAUUUUGGUUUCAUCUGACCAGAGCACCUUCUUCCACAUGUUUGGUGUGUCUCCCAGGUGGCUUGUGGCAAACUUUAAACGAGACUUUUUAUGGAUAUCUUUGAGAAAUGGCUUUCUUCUUGCCACUCUUCCAUAAAGGCCAGAUUUGUGCAGUGUACGACUGAUUGUUGUCCUAUGGACAGACUCUCCCACCUCAGCUGUAGAUCUCUGCAGUUCAUCCAGAGUGAUCAUGGCCCUCUUGGCUGCAUCUCUGAUCAGUUUUCUCCUUGUUUGAGAAGAAAGUUUGGAAGGACGGCCGGGUCUUGGUAGAUUUGCAGUGGUCUGAUGCUCCUUCCAUUUCAAUGUGAUGGCUUGCACAGUGCUCCUUGAGAUGUUUAAAGCUUGGGAAAUCCAAAUCCGGCUUUAAACUUCUCCACAACAGUAUCUCGGACCUGCCUGGUGUGUUCCUUGGUUUUCAUAAUGCUCUCUGCACUUUAAACAGAACCCUGAGACAAUCACAGAGCAGGUGCAUUUAUACGGAGACUUGAUUACACACAGGUGGAUUCUAUUUAUCAUCAUCGGUCAUUUAGGACAACAUUGGAUCAUUCAGAGAUCCUCACUGAACUUCUGGAGUGAGUUUGCUGCACUGAAAGUAAAGGGGCCGAAUAAUGUUGCACGCCCCACUUUUCAGUUUUUUUAUUUGUUAAAAAAGUUU
Messenger RNA from Corythoichthys intestinalis (scribbled pipefish), 9699 nucleotides. RefSeq names its product FHF complex subunit HOOK interacting protein 1B (gene fhip1b). Gene Ontology annotation, biological process: endosome to lysosome transport; early endosome to late endosome transport; lysosome organization. NCBI's taxonomy places the organism in Eukaryota, Metazoa, Chordata, Actinopteri, Syngnathiformes, Syngnathidae. The transcript has 12 exons. Gene Ontology annotation, cellular component: FHF complex. Bases 1132 to 4113 code for a protein of 993 amino acids. The record is from RefSeq and is a predicted model, not a curated record.